Molecule: messenger RNA, 6444 nt
Organism: Rotaria sp. Silwood1
Lineage: Eukaryota; Metazoa; Rotifera; Eurotatoria; Philodinida; Philodinidae
Source: the annotation of a GenBank genome assembly
AUGGGUAAAAAGAAUCGUGAAAAGAAUACAUCGAUAACAACAUCAUCAUUAGUUCGUCAACAAGAUCAAACAUUUGAAUAUUUAACUAAAACAUUCAAUCGUAAAGAUGGACCAAUUCAGUCUAUAUGUGAUAUUACUCGACCACAUGUCGAUUCCUUUAAUUGGAUGCUUAAAGAAGGUUUAAUGAAAGCUGCUAGUACCAUUUUACCAUUAGAAUUUGAAACAAAUACAAAAUUACGAAUUAAAUUAAAAUUUAUUAGUUUGGAAAUUGCUCGACCUAAAGUAAAAGUUAUUGCCGGUGCUAAUCGAUUAAGUCAUUAUGUAUAUCCUGCUGAAGCUCGUAUGGGUAAAGGUACUUAUUCAGGAACACUACAUGCUCGUAUUCUUGCUGAAAUUUUUGAUCAAAAUGGUAAAUUAAUUGGACGUGAAUCAUAUGAUCGAAAUCUUGGUUCAAUACCAGUUAUGAUUCGAAGUGAUGCAUGUAAUUUAGCAAAUAUGAAUACAAAAGAAUUAUGUUCUAAAUAUGAAGAACCAAAUGAAACUGGUGGUUACUUUAUAGUUAAAGGAUAUGAACGUAUUUUACGUUUAUUAACCAUGACAAGACGAAACUAUCCUAUGGCAAUGUCUCGUGGACGAUGGCGACAACGUGGUCCAGGAUUUACAGAUCGUGGUCUUCAAAUUCGUUGUUUAUCAGAUGAUCAACGAGGCAUUGAAAAUACACUUCAUUAUUUGGAUACCGGUGCCAUUACAUUAGCUUUUAUGUUUCGUAAAGAAAUGUAUUUUAUUCCUGUUGUUAUGAUUCUCAAAAUGUUAGCCGAUGAUAAUACAUCUGAUCGAGAAAUUCAUGCAAGUCUCAUGCGUGGUGCUUAUAAAAAUAAUAGUGCUUUUGAUAAUAAUAUUAAAUAUAUGCUUCGUCAAUUACAAAAAACAUAUUGGUGUGAACAACCAUUAAUAACACGUCAAUCUAUAAUUGAUUAUGUUGGUUCACAUUUUCGUACACGUUUACAACGACCAUCAUGGCAUACAAAUGCUGAUAUUACACGUUAUUUAAUUGAUAAUUAUAUAUUAAUUCAUUUAAAAAAUGAUAAAGCUAAAUUUAAUAUGUUAAUAUUUAUGAUUCGUAAACUUUUUUCAUAUGUACGUGAUGAAUGUAAAGCUGAAGAUCAAGAUGCACCAUCAAUGCAUGAAAUUCUUUUACCUGGACAUGUUUAUUUAGCAUUAUUAUCAGAACGAUUAGAAACAUGGUUAAUAUCUUUGCGUGAAACAUUUUUAAAAUUAAAUAAAAGUAGUAAAACAUCAAACGAUACAUCAAUACCUACAAAACUUCGUCUGGCAAUGGAUACUAUUGAUAAAGAUCAAAUAGCUAAAGCUUUUGAACAUUUUUUAGCUACUGGAAAUCUUAAUUCAAAAACAAAUCUUGGUUUAAGACAGACAAGUGGUUUUUCUAUUAUUGCUGAACGUUUAAAUAUUCUUCGAUUUAUAUCACAUUUCCGUUCUGUUCAUCGUGGUGAUGCAUUUACUGAAACAAAAACAACAUCAGUUCGAAAAUUACUUCCUGAAGCAUGGGGUUUUCUAUGUGCUGUUCAUACUCCUGAUGGUUCUCUAUGUGGUUUACUCAAUCAUCUAUGUAUGACAUGUCAAGUAACACAAGAAACAGCAACUAAUACAUCAAUUGAAGCUCUUAUUGAUACAUUAAUUUCAUAUGGUAUGCGACGUGUACCAUCAAUUGAUAUUGAUUGUUAUGAUGUUAUUCUUGAUGGACAAGUUGUUGGAUUUAUUGAUGAUAAUCGAGCAUCAUUAAUUGCUGCACAACUUCGUUAUGAUAAAGUAACAGGAAAUCGUCGUCGUUUUGGUGUAUCUGAAUAUAUAGAAAUUGUUUUAAUUCCAAAAGAAAUUCAUGGUUUAUAUACACUUUAUCCAGCUUUAUUUAUUUUUACUACACCAGCACGAAUGAUACGACCAGUAAUGAAUUUAAUAACAAAAACAACGGAAUAUAUUGGUACAUUUGAACAAGUUUAUCUCGGAAUUUGUAUAACUCAUGAUGAAUUUGCACCAGGCUAUACAACUCAUCAAGAAUUAGAACAAUACAAUUUUUUAUCAAUAACAGCUAAUUUAACACCAUUUAGUGAAUAUAAUCAAUCACCACGUAAUAUGUAUCAAUGUCAAAUGGGUAAACAAACAAUGGGUACACCAACAUUAGCAUAUAGAAAACGUAAUGAUAAUAAAUUAUAUUAUAUUACAACACCACAAGCACCACUUGUACGAACACGUGUUUAUAAUCAAUAUGCACUUGAUGAUUAUGCUAUGGGUACAAAUGCUAUUGUUGCUGUACUUUCUUAUACAGGAUAUGAUAUGGAAGAUGCUAUGGUUAUAAAUAAAAGUUCAAUUGAACGAGGUUUUGCUCAUGGUGCUAUAUAUGCAUCUGAAAUGAUCGAUUUACAAGAAUUAAUUACUGAUAAAAUUGAUCAAGGCAAACAUCCGCUUAUUUUUACAUUAGAUACAAAAAAUCCACAUUGGCGUCAUUUAGAUGCUGAUGGUUUACCUGUUAUUGGUUCAACUAUACAACCAGAUGAAGUUCUUUGUUGUUAUUUAAAUACAUUAACACAAGAAUAUAGAACAAUACGAUAUCAUAAAAAAGAACCAGCACAUAUUAUGUCAGUUACACUUGUUGGUGAUGAAGAUGGAAAAUUAUUAAAAUCAAAAGCAUGGAUUAUGUAUCGUAUUAUGCGUACACCAAUAAUUGGUGAUAAAUUUUCGUCACGUCAUGGUCAAAAAGGUGUUUGUUCACGUUUAUAUCCAGCUGAAGAUUUACCAUUUACAGAAUCAGGUCUUGUACCUGAUAUUAUAUUUAAUCCACAUGGUUUUCCAUCUCGUAUGACAAUUGGUAUGUUAUUAGAAUUUAUGGCAGGAAAAUCAGCUGUUUUACAUGGUUUAUCUCAUGAUGGUACACCAUUUCAAUUCAAUGAUGAUUAUCCAGCUGUUGAUUACUAUGGACAAUUAUUAAAAGCUGCUGGAUUUAGUUAUUAUGGAACCGAGUCAAUGUAUAGUGGUACAACUGGUCUUCAAUUUGAAGUUGAUAUAUUUAUUGGUGUUGUUUAUUAUCAACGUCUUCGACAUUUAGUUAGUGAUAAAUUUCAAGUUCGUACAACUGGUCCAGUUGAUGCAUUAACAAAUCAACCAGUUAAAGGUCGUCGUCGUGAAGGUGGUAUACGUGUUGGUGAAAUGGAACGUGAUGCAUUACUUGGUCAUGGUGUUGCUGGUAUUCUUCUUGAUCGUCUUCUUCAUUGUUCAGAUGAAACACGUGCAUAUGUAUGUACACGUUGCGGAUCAUUAUUAUCAUUAGUGAAAACUAGACUUGGUUAUGUAUGUCGAUAUUGUUGUGGUUCAUCAACAAAUACUGUACAACGUGUAACAAUACCAUAUGUAUUACAAUAUCUUAUUGCUGAACUUGCUUCUGUUGGUAUUAAAACACAUUUUGAUACACAAUCAGUUGUAAGCUGUUUUUUAGUGAAUGACAAAGAUAAAAAACAAAAGAAAGUUCCGAACGAAGAUGAAAAUAAAAACGAAACAAGAAUUAAUAUUCCACCACCAUCACCACCGGAUGGAAAUUGGAAAACGAUUGAUAUUGAAGUUUUGUAUGAUAAAGAAAAAUGUGAUUUAAAUCGAUUCGAUUUAGAUACUGUUUAUAAAAUACUUGAAUCAUCACCAAAAGGUCUUACUGAUGAUCAAGUUAAUGAACGCAUCGAAAAAUUUGGUGAAAAUAAAAUUGAACAUAAAGAACGACAUCCAGUUAUUCAAUUUCUUCUUUUUAUGUGGAAUCCGCUUUCCUGGGUAAUGGAAGUUGCUGCUAUUGUUUCUAUUGCUUUAAGUAAUGGUGAUGGUGAACCACCUGAUUGGCCUGAUUUUGUUGGUAUACUUUUACUUCUUUUAAUUAAUGCUACAAUUGGUUAUAUUGAAAAAUAUCGAGCUGGUAAUGCUGUUAAAGCAUUAAUGGCUUCAUUAGCACCUGAAUGUCGUGUCAAACGUAAUAAUAGUUCAUGGACAACAAUGGAAGCCAGUCAACUUGUACCUGGUGAUAUUAUUGCUAUUAAAUUAGGUAAUAUUGUACCAGCUGAUGCUCGAAUAAUAUCAUCAUUAGGUGGAGUUAUAUCAGUUGAUCAAGCAGCAUUAACUGGUGAAUCAUUACCAGUAACAAAAGAAAUAGGUGAUAUAUUACUUUCAUCAACAACAUGUAAACAAGGUGAAUGUGAAGCAAUAGUUAUAUCAACAGGAAAAUAUACACAAUUUGGUCGUGCUGCUCAAAUUGUUAGUGGAUCAAAAGAUGAAAUGGGUCAUUUACAACAAAUUUUAGCUAAAAUUGGUAAUUUUUGUAUUGUUGGUAUUUCUAUUUUUAUAAUUGCUGAAAUAAUUGUUAUGUAUGCUGGAUUUCGAUAUAGUUAUCGACGAGGUAUUAAUAAUAUAUUAGUUUUACUUAUUGGAGGAUUGCCUAUUGCAAUGCCAACAGUAUUAUCAGUUACACUUGCUAUUGGUGCAAAACAAUUAUCUCAUCAUAAAGCAAUCGUAACUCGAAUAACAGCUAUCGAAGAACUUGCUGCUGUAACUAUUCUUUGUUCAGAUAAAACUGGUACAUUAACACUUAAUAAAUUAAUUAUUGAUCGAGAAACAAUUACUAAAUAUGUCGAUAUCGAAAAUGAUGAUAUCAUUCGAUAUGCUGCUUAUGCUUGUAAUCGAGAAAAUCCUGAUGCAAUUGAUACAUGUGUAUUAGAAUCGUAUGGUAAUGCUGAUUCAAUAAAUGAUAUGAUUAUAGUUAAAUCAUUUAUUCCUUUUGAUCCAACAACAAAACGUACCGAAGUAACUUAUCAAGAUAAAUCUGAUUCAAAAAUUUAUCGAGUAUCAAAAGGUAUGCCUGAUACUAUAUUACGUUUAUGUGAAGCAACAGUGCAAGUUGAUAAAGUUCGACAAGAUGUUAAUGAAUUUGCUAAUCGAGGCUUACGUGGUUUAGCUGUUGCUUUAUCGAAUGAAAAUGAAAAUUUUAAAUUAAUUGGACUUUUACCAAUAUUUGAUCCACCAAGAAAUGAUACAGCUGAAACAAUAAAAAAAGCACUUGAAUUAGGUGUACAAGUAAAGAUGAUUACUGGUGAUCAAUUAGAAAUUGCUAAAGAAACAGGACGUCGUUUAGGUAUGGGUGAUACAAUGUAUGUGUAUGAAAAUUUAAUUCAUGACAGAGAUAAAUCAUCAAAUAGUGAAAAUGAAAUAAAUGAAAUAAUUCUUAAUGCUGAUGGAUUUGCUAGUGUUUUUCCUGAACAUAAACUUGAAAUAGUUAAAAGACUUCAAGAUAUGGGUCAUCUUGUUGCUAUGACUGGUGAUGGAGUGAAUGAUGCUCCAGCAUUAUCUAAAGCUAAUGUUGGUGUUGCUGUUGCCAAUGCAAGUGAUGCAGCUCGUUCUGCUGCUGCUAUAGUCUUAACUGAACCAGGUCUUUCUGUUAUUAUUGAUGCUAUACUUGGAUCUCGACAAAUUUUUGUUCGUAUGACAAGUUAUGCUAUAUACACAUGUUCAAUAACAAUACGUAUUAUUGUUUCAUUUGCUUUACUUAUAUUUAUAUUUCGUUAUGAUUUUCCACCAUUUAUGAUAUUAAUUAUGGCUAUAUUAAAUGAUGGUACAAUAAUGACAAUAUCAAAAGAUCGUGUUGAACCAUCACCACAACCAACUGCAUGGCGUUUACAAAGAAUUUUUAUAUCAGCUAUCAUUUAUGGUCUUUAUUUAUCGGCAUCAACAGUUGUUUUUUUUUCAAUUAUUACUCAAACAAAAUUUUUUCAAAAUCAUUUUGGCGUGGAUACAGGAAUACAAACAUCAGAUAAUACUUAUACACAUGCAUAUCUUCAUUCAAUAAUUUAUUUACAAGUAUCAUCAAUAAGUCAAGGUUUAAUAUUUAUAACACGUUCAAAUGGUUUCUGUUUUACUGAACGACCAACAUUAUUAUUAAUUGCUGCUUUUAUUAUAACACAAUUAUGUGCAACACUUAUUGCUGUUUAUGCUGAUUGGGCAUUUACAGAUAUACGUGGUUGCGGAUGGACAUGGGCAGCAAUUGUUUGGAUUUAUAAUCUUAUUUGGUUUGUUCCACUUGAUUAUAUUAAAUUUGGUCUUCAAGCUGUAUUUAGUCGUAGUUUACAUGCUGUAAAACCAUUUGAACAUAUACAUCGUCGUAUUAUUGCAUCAAAACACGCUAAAGCAACAGUUAUACCAUUAGAAAUAAUUCAAAAAAUCAUUGAUGAUCGUCGUGAACAAUUAAGACAAUUAUCACAACGUGAAGAAGUACAUGAAGUAAAACCGACAGCAUUCGAUCAAUUUACACAAAUUGGAUCUUCUUUUUAUUCACCUUAUACGGAUACAUUGUCAGUUUUAAGAAAACAAAAUCCACUAUUAAGAUCAAUAUCAUUAACUUAA